Messenger RNA from Dinoponera quadriceps, 4375 nucleotides. It is a transcript of the gene Sec31, whose product is annotated as protein transport protein Sec31A. Gene Ontology annotation, molecular function: structural molecule activity; protein binding. Lineage: Eukaryota; Metazoa; Arthropoda; Insecta; Hymenoptera; Formicidae. The coding region runs from base 107 to 3871 and encodes 1254 amino acids. Gene Ontology annotation, biological process: endoplasmic reticulum organization; endoplasmic reticulum to Golgi vesicle-mediated transport; intracellular protein transport. The record is from RefSeq and is a predicted model, not a curated record. The transcript has 15 exons. Gene Ontology annotation, cellular component: endoplasmic reticulum exit site; COPII vesicle coat.
UGCAGCUCGCCACGUUGGAAGACUUGACGGGUGGUUGCGGCUUGGCAAAUUCGCCACAUAAUAUUUUAUAUAAAGUCUCUGUUGACCGCAGUCUAAAUACGCCAAGAUGAAGAUCAAGGAGUUGCUGAAGAAUGUGAAUGUAGCAUGGUCCCCGCCAGCUCAACAUCCCAUCAUGCUGGCUACAGGGACAGCGGCACAACAAUUAGACGCAAGCUUUAGUACUUCUGCUAGUUUGGAUCUAUAUUCUCUGAAUCUUCAACAGCCAGGAUAUGAAAUGGAACUUAAAGCCAGUAUUCCCAGUGAUCAUAGAUUUCACAAGAUUGUUUGGGGACCCUAUGGAAAUAAACCUGCCGGUAUAAUUGUUGGAGGUUGUGACUAUGGCAUGAUAAAAAUUUAUUCUGCUUCAGCAAUGUUGGCCCAGGAAUCUAAUUGCAUGAUAAGCAGUUCUGACAGACACACUGGUCCUGUCAGAGCGAUGGAUUUCAAUCCUUUCCAAACUAAUCUAUUAGCUACAGGUGCUACGGAAAGUGAGAUUUAUAUUUGGGAUGUAGUUAAUACAAACACACCUAUGACACCUGGCUCCAGAAGUCAGCCAUUGGAAGAUGUCCAGUAUAUUGCUUGGAACAAACAAGUACAACAUAUUCUCGCGUCAACAUUUUCGCAAUGUUGUGUUAUAUGGGACUUGAGAAAAAAUGAGCCAAUAAUCAGACUGACAGAUGCAAAUUCAAGGGUGCGCUGGAAGGUUGUUCAAUGGCAUCCUGAUGUUGCAACACAACUGUGCUUAGCAUCGGAAGAUGACCAGUCUCCUAUCAUUGAAUUAUGGGAUUUAAGAUUUGCGAUGUCUCCUCUGAAGACAUUACAGAAUCAUCAACGUGGUGUUCUUUCAAUUGCAUGGAAUCCGCACGAUUCUGAUCUACUUUUGAGUUGUGCCAAAGAUAACAGAAUUCUGUGCUGGAAUCCUAACUCAGAUGCACCGAAUGGUGAGGUGAUAUGUGAGUUGGCGCAAACGAAACAAUGGAACUUUGAUGUGUCUUGGUGUCCAAGACAUCCAGGAUUAAUUGCUAGCAGCAGUUUUGACGGUUAUGCUGUCAUCUACUCCUUAUUAGGCGGACAACAACAAACCUCUAUGGGGACAUCCAGCAAAAUAGUAGAUUCGUUUCCAGGAAUGGAUCCUUUUACUCAGCUUCCGCCUACGGUACAAACUGAAAAAACAGCAAUAUUGACGAAAGCUCCCAAAUGGUUAAAGAGGCCAUUCGGAGCAUCAUUCGGAUUUGGUGGUAAAUUAGUGAUUUUCGAGAACUUACCUGCCGAUCCGAAUUUACCAGCAAACUCAAACAGAAAAGUUAUUAUAUCGCAAGUAAUCACACAACCCAGUCUUAUUCAACGUUCCGAUAACUUAGAAGCAACAUUGAAAACUGAACAAUAUAGUGAUUAUUGUAAAGGAAAGAUAGACAGGUCUCAGGAUGAUCAUACCAAGAAGAUCUGGAGCUGCGUUUGUGCAUAUUUUGGUGAAAACGUGACGAAGAAUAUAUUGGAAUUAUUGGGCUACGAUAUUGACGCAAUGAAUAACAAACUGAAUCAGUAUGUACCUCAGGAUGAUGUAAACAGUAUUACAGAAGGCGUGUCUAAUCUCAAUAAUGUGCUGAACGGGAAUGUUUUAGACGGCAGUGCUGCAUUUGAAGCUAUUGCGCAAGAACAUCUUAAGAAAGUGGUAAGCAAACCUACGGACAGUACUUACAUCAUCAAUACUUCCGAUGAUGAGGAUGGCCUUAUCACUCAAGCCGUCCUCUUAGGGAACAUCGAAGCAGCCGUAUCUUUGUGCUUUGACAACAAAAGGUACGCCGACGCCAUCAUCCUCUCGAUGGCCGCUGGCCCCGAACUACUAGCACGCACCCAGUACAGAUACUUCUCAGAACAUUCCGGUCCAUUAAAUUCUCUCAUUAAUUCAUUAGUUAGUGAGAAUUGGACAGAGGUUGUCAAGAACAGUGCCCUUCGCUGUUGGAGAGAGGUAUUGGUUGGCAUAUUUACACAUUCCAAUGCGCAAGAACGACCUGCUUUAUGCGAUAUGCUCGGCGAUCGUUUGGCUUCGAGUGGGCACAACCUAAAAAAUCAAGCGCAAAUCUGUUACAUUUGCUCCGGCAAUUUGAAUAAGCUGAUCGAAGUGUCCGACACGGAUAUUCAAGAAGUGGUGGAGUUGGUAGUGAUAAUGCAGAAGGCUUUGGAGUUCCAAGGUAUCAGAGAGAUUCGGAUAGAGGAUAAAAUCGCUGCUGUACUGUCCGAGUACGCGGAGAUGCUUGCGGCGGAGGGCAAUUUAGAAGCCGCCUUGAAUUAUCUCGGGAACAGCCAGGAGCAGAGGAUUUCGAUGCUGAGGGACCGCCUGUGCAGAGCUUUGGGCUAUGUACAAGAACAGAGACAUGUCGCGAAACCCACGACCCAGAACUACUACGACCGAAAAUUGUCGCAGGGCUCGCACAACGCAUACAGUUCGCAGCUGCAGCAACCAUUGCAGCAGCAACAGCAGCAGCAGCAACAACAACAGCAUAUAGCACCGGUGCAGAACUGGAACACGACUCCGCUGAAGCAGACUUACGGGUCCACCACGAGUCAAUUUACGGCCCAGCCGUCUCAACCAUACGGAAUGCCACCGCCUCUCCCUCAGCCUCAGGCGCAGUCCACGAUGUACGAUCAAUAUCCCACAUCGCAUCCUUACAAUCAGAUCCCAGCGGCUCAGCUCCCACCACCGCCUCCGCCUACGUCGGGUUCCAGUCUGAGCGGCUCGAGACCGUCCAGUGUCGGACCUCAGUCGAGAUCGAAGUAUCUGAUAGAUCCGUCGGUGAAGUCCACACCUUCGUACGGCCAGAGCAGCUUCCCGCCGCAGAAUCAGUUUUACAAUCCUCAGCAAGUCCCACCCGUUCCCGGUUACCUUCCGCAAAAUCCCUAUCAACCUCAAGUCCCUAUGCCAGGCGCCGCUUAUCCUCCCAGCCAGCCGCCAAGUUUCACGAACACCCCUAAGGAACCCGAGCCCUACAAGCCGCUUCAGCCGAACACGUCGCCGUUGCAAAGUACGCCCCAGACCCAGAUGUACGAGCCUGCCAGAUCCCAGCCACCUCCGCCAACGCAAGCGUACGGGAACGAGAAUAUGUACCAGUUCCCGCCGCAAUCGUCCGGAUGGAACGAUCCGCCGAUCGGGAAAAGUUCUAGAGUACAGCCAGUACUUGCACUAUACGAAAAAAACGAAAUGUCUGCGGAACACGCUGGUACCAGGAAGUGGAAGGCGAAGCACUCGAAAGAUACAGGCGUCAAGCCGAAAACGGAAUUUCAAACUCAGAAUCCAAUUAUGCAUCCGUUGAGAAGUAGUCAGCCAGAACCGAAUUUGUUAGCUCAAGACAAUUUCUAUCAAGAUCCUCACGCAUCUUAUAAUCUGCAAUACGGGCAAAACGUGCCGGCCACUGCACCAUUCAACAAACCGAUGGAAUCGCUACCACCUGUGAUGCCUGCGAGGGUGGCCGAACCUGAGAAACCUAAAGCACCUAUUCCCGAGCAACACGUGCAUUUAAAAACGAUAUUGGACGAAUUGAAAAAUCAGUGCUAUGAAAGCGCGAAGAAUCCGCAAAUCAAAAGGAAACUAGAAGAUGUGUCGAAGAAGCUGGAGGUGCUAUAUGAUUGCCUUAGAGAAAAUAAGUUAUCUCAAAAUACUCUGCAAGGAUUGCAUCAAAUAUCACAGAUGAUUCAAAGUGGCAAUUAUACAGGAGGAUUAGAAUUACACACGCAAUUGGUAUCAGGACCAGAUUUUAGUCAAAUAGCUUCCUUUAUGCCCGGGAUUAAAGUAUUACUUCUAAGUGCCCUUCAAUUGAGCGUUUACAUCAGAUAGAAUGCUCAAGGAUCAUAUACUAAGUUGUUUAUAUGUACUCAUUAUGAAUUUUUUUGUAAUUCUAAACAGCCUUAACAAGAGAGUUAUUUGUGCUACAUUAACUUUAUAUAACAAUCAGUAUAUGAUAUAUACAUAAAAUAGUCAUAAUGUAGUAUAUAAUUAUAUCCAUGAUUAAUCUCCUGUGUUAUUUAGAUCUCUUUACAUGUCGUCACUCGCGUUUAAUAGUAUAAACUGAGAGAUAUGCCGAAAACUCCUUUCCUUUAAUUCCUUUAAUUGUUCUUUGCUAAUGCACAUCAAUGUACACGUAUUCUAAUUAAGAUUUAUAGUAAUUUUAACGAAUCUAUUUACGUUAUCUAUUUAUCUUUUGAUUAAAGCUAUCACAAAUUUCCCCUCUUUAAAAAGGAGAACCUUCGGCUUAUCUUACAAAUUUAUUCUAUCAAAGUACAAGUAGUGGCAUGCAAGAGAACUAACUUAUUUCAUGUACUGUGAGGAUAAAUCACAUAU